Oryza sativa Japonica Group (Japanese rice) is the source of this 5414-nucleotide messenger RNA. RefSeq lists its product as uncharacterized. Lineage: Eukaryota; Viridiplantae; Streptophyta; Magnoliopsida; Poales; Poaceae. The record is from RefSeq and is a predicted model, not a curated record.
ACUAACAUCCCCACUGCGCGCAUCGGAGGAACUCGUCGUCGUCGUCUCCAUCUCUCCCUCCUCAGAUCUCACCACUCCCUACCGAUCCCCUCUCCCCCCCGGUUCUCCUCCCCUCCGCGAUCCCCGCGGUCGAGAUAGGCCCAAAACCCUAACCCCCCGCCCUCCUGGGUCGGCGCCCCCCGCCGCGCCUGAGGAGUGAGGACGCGGAGAUGGCCUUCAUGGCGGCGCUGGAGGCCGAUCUGCGCGCGCUCUCCGCCGAGGCUCGCCGCCGCCACCCCUCCGUCAAGGACGCCGCCGAGCACGCCAUACUCAAGCUCCGUUCUCUAUCUAGUCCGAUGGAAAUAGCUCAAAAUGAGGAUAUAUUGCGGAUGUUUCUGGUGGCAUGCAGUGUUAAAUCAGUGAAGCUGAGUGUAAUAGGACUAUCCUGUUUGCAAAAGCUUAUAUCUCAUGAUGCUGUAGCUUCUUCUGCAUUGAAGGAUAUACUGACUACUUUGAAGGAUCAUGCAGAGAUGACAGAUGAGAUUGUUCAACUUAAGACUUUGCAAACAAUUUUGAUUAUUUUUCAGUCGCACCUACAACCUGAAAGCGAGGUGAACAUGUCUCAAGCAUUUGACAUAUGCCUUCACCUACUUGAAAGCAACCGUUCUUCUGACAGUGUCCGCAACACGGCAGCAGCUACAUUUAGACAAGCAGUGGCAUUAGUCUUUGAUAAUGUUGUUCAUGCCGAAUCACUUCCCUCCAGUAAAGCUUCUUCAGCAAGACUCAGUUCACGCGCUAGCUCUGUUGCUGAUAAUGUCACUCGUAGCUUCAGCCACACACUGUCAUUAGGGAGGAACUCUGUGGAGCCUACCGUGAGGGAAAAACUGAGCAAUGUUGGCAAGCUUGGUCUCCGUUUACUUGAAGACCUGACAGCUCUUGCUGCAGGUGGAUCUGCUACGUGGCUUCGUGUUUAUUCAUUGCAUAGGACAUUUGCCCUUGACAUUCUUGAGUUUGUGCUAUCAACAUAUGUUUCUGUAUUCCGGGCAUUGUUACCUUACCAGCAGGUCUUGCGGCAUCAGAUAUGCUCGCUUCUUAUGACUUCACUCCGUACAAAUGUGGAACUUGAAGGUGAAGCAGGGGAACCUGCCUUCCGUCGUUUAGUCCUACGUUUGGUAGCUCAUGUCAUCAGACUGUACAGCUCUUCACUUGUUACUGAAAGCGAGGUUUUCCUUAAUAUGCUCGUAAAGGUUACUCGUCUGGACUUACCAUUAUGGCAUCAGAUACUCGUUCUUGAAAUUCUAAGGGGUUUUUGUAUAGAAGCCCACACACUGCGAUUGCUAUUUCAAACAUUUGACAUGAAUCCUACAAAUACUAAUGUGGUGGAGAAUAUAGUCAGAGCACUUGCUUUGGUGGUAGCCACUAUUCAGGCUUCAGACUUAAGUGAGGAGACUCUAGCAGCUGUUGCUGGAAUGUUCAGCAGUAAAGCUAAAGGGAUUGAGUGGAGCAUGGAUAACGAUGCAUCAAACGCUGCUGUUCUGGUGGCUAGUGAAGCACAUACCAUAACUCUGGCUCUUGAAGGCCUCUUAGGUGUAGUUUUCACUAUUGCCACUUUGACUGAUGAGGCUUUAGAUGUCGGCGAGCUUGAAUCGCCAAAAUGUGAAUUGGGUAGUACAGAAUGCUGUGGACAAUUGGCUCUACUUUGUGCGGCUAUGGUCAACUCAUCAUGGCUAACCAUCCUUGACUCUCUUUCACUUAUUUUGAUGAGGUCGCAGGGAGAGGCUAUAAUAUUAGAAAUACUUAAAGGGUACCAGGCAUUCACUCAGGCCUGUGGAGUUCUCCGUGCUAUAGAACCCUUAAACUCUUUUCUAGCAUCACUUUGCAAGUUUACCAUCAAUAACCCAAAUGAAGGGGAGAAGAGAAGCAUUGUACUCUCUCCUGGAUCAAAGAAGGUAGAGAUGUUAGUGGAUCAGCGUGAUAGUAUCAUUCUAACACCGAAAAAUGUGCAGGCCCUGAGGACACUUUUCAAUGUGGCACAUCGGUUACACAAUGUGCUUGGUCCUUCCUGGGUUUUGGUCUUGGAGACUCUUGCAGCACUUGAUAGAGCUAUCCAUUCACCACAUGCUUCAACCCAGGAAGUGUCUGCUUCUGUUUCAAGACUCUCAAGAGAUACAUCUGGACAGUACAGUGACUUCCAUAUUCUCUCAUCUUUAAAUUCUCAGUUAUUUGAAAGUUCAGCCUUGAUGAACAUAGCUGCAGUGAAGUCACUUUUGUCUGCGUUGCAUCAACUGUCAAGUCAGCACAUAUCAGGAAAUUCUCAAUUAUCGGGACAACAAAUUGGGAGUGUUACAUUUUCAGUGGAGCGCAUGACGUCAAUACUUGUCAAUAAUCUGCACCGAGUUGAACCAAUUUGGGACCAAAUUGCUGCUCAUCAUCUUGAGCUUGCCAAUUGCUCCAACGCACAACUACGGAAUAUGGCGCUGGAAUCUUUAGAUCAUUCAAUCUGUUCUGUAGUGGGUUCUGAAAAAUUUCAGGGCAUCAGUUCAGCUCCUCAUCAUUUUCAAGAGGAAAAAUUGCUCAAAGAAAGCGAAACUGUAUCAUUUGAGUAUGCUGUUUUAUCUCCAUUGGUGAUCCUCUAUUCCUCCAACAAGAAUAUUGAUGUUCAAAUGGGUGCACUUAAAAUACUACUGCAUGUUCUUGAGAGACAUGGAGAAAAACUGUCCUAUAGCUGGCCUAGCAUUCUUCAUAUGUUGAGGGCUGUUACUGACGCAUCAGAAAAAGAUCUUAUCUCCUUGGGUUUUCAGAGUAUACGUGUGAUAAUGAAUGAAGGAUUGGCAACCAUUCCUGUGCAAUGCCUUGAUGAAUGCAUUUUGGUAACCGGAGCUUAUGGCACCCAGAAAACUGACAUAAACAUAAGUUUAACAGCAGUUGGCCUUUUGUGGACUGCUACUGACUUUGUUGUGAAGGGAUUAAUAAGCAAAUCUGCUGAGAAAGCAAAUGGCAUGGAUGAAGAAGCUGAGUCUGGUGGAACAGUGAAAGAGGAAGCGCUAUCUUCCAGUGAGAAAGACAUCAAACAAAGUCCUCUAAAAAGUGUGGUUGAUUAUAAUAAACUUUUCUUCUCAGUGUUUUCUGUGCUUCAAAAACUGGGCGCGGAUGAUCGUCCUGAGGUUCGGAACUCUGCAGUCCGGACUCUCUUUCAGACACUCAGCACCCAUGGGCAAAAACUUUCGAAAACCAUGUGGGAGGAUUGUCUCUGGAUAUAUGUUUUCCCUAUGUUAGAGCGUGUUUCUCACUUGGCAUCUACUUCGUCUAGAGAUGAGUGGCAAGGAAAGGAACUUGGAACUCGAGCAGGGAAAGCUGUUCAUAUGCUUAUCCACCACAGUCGAAAUACAGCACAAAAACAAUGGGAUGAAACUAUCGUUCUUGUACUAGGUGGCAUAGCACGACUUUUGCGUUCCUUUUUCCCUUUCCUCCAGCAAUUGAGCAAAUUUUCUUCUGGUUGGGUGCUUUUGCUUGAUUUUGUCAAAAAUGGUAUCCUAAAUGGUAGCAAGGAGGUCGCUCUUGCAGCUAUAAAUUGUUUGCAGACGUUUGUUGGCUCAAACUGUUCAAAGGGCAAUCUAGAAUCCUCCUAUGUCAAAUCUGUUCUUGAUAUUUAUGAACUUGUUCUUCAAACUUCGCCAAAUUAUAAGAAUGACUCUGCUGAUAAAGUGAAGCAAGAGGUUCUUCGUGGUCUUGGAGAUCUCUAUGUUCAAGCACAAUCUCUGUUUAAUGAUGAAAUGUAUCUAAGGCUCAUGGCCGUUAUGCAUCUGAUGAUUAAGAGUUCCAUGAAUCCUACAGAUUACGAUAAUGAAUUGGGUAGUAUCCCUGCUCUGCAACGAGGUAUCUUGGAAAUUAUUCCUAUGCUACGUCCAACAACUAUGUUAUCUUCAAUGUGGUCACCUCUCCUCCUCGAACUACUGUGCUACCUUAAUAGCCAUGAUACUCCCCUGCAGAAACAGGGUAAAGAGAUGCAUGAACAGAAAUCUGAUGCAGCAAAUGGUGCAACACAUGGUUUUCUUGAACGGAGUCAUCUCAAUAACAGCAGCACAAAAAUGGAUAAUGCAGUGGGCUGUGGCUGGGGUAUUAUGUUCAUAGAAAAGCUUGUGCCGAUUGUUGUCAACCUAUUUCUGGAGGCUCCACAGAAUGAAAGGUUUAAUUCCUCUCCGGAAGUUAUUCGAUGUCUUGGAAGGUGCAUGAACACAAGGAGAGACAAUCCAAAGGGUACACUUUGGAGAGUUUCUGCUGAAUGCUUCAAUCGUGUUUUGGUAGAUGAAGUGACACAUGACAGCGCUGAUUGUAAAAGCGGCAUGAGUUCAUAUAAAUUUUCUAGAGCUCGUUUCUGGAAGGAGGUUGCAGAUGUGUAUGAAACCUUUCUUGUUGGAUCUUGUGGACGUGUGCUGUCGUCAGAUGUUCCUUCGGUUGACUCUGUUACUGCUGAUGAGACUCUUGAGAUGGCUGUACUCACUGUUUUUGGAGACAACGUUCUGAAAUUGCAGAAGGAUGCUCCUGUUGAGGUAUUACAAAGACUUGUGAACUGCCUUGAUCACUGUGCAUCACGAACAGGAUCCUUGCCUCUUCAAACCGUUGGCCUUGUACCUUUGCACUGCAGCAGAUUUUCACUGAGCUGCUUGCAGAUGAUGUUUUCUUUAUGCUGUUGUACAUCGGGGACAAGCUUAUGUGCUACAGUAUCAGAAACCAGCAAAGUAUCGAUCUCAGUUCUUACGAAGCGGUGUGAGAUUAUACUGGGUCAGUUUUUAGCUGAUGAAAAUGAUCUAGGAGAAGGACCAUUGCCUAGUGUAAGGAUUGAUGAGACAAUUUGUGUUCUACAAGAACUCGCUAGACUAAUAAUAAACAUGGAAACAGCUAAUGCCCUCAGCAUGCCAUUAUAUCUAAAAGAAGCUUUAGAGAAGAAUGAGUCCCAUGGACGGGCUCAUUUAUUGGCUUUGCUACCAACCUUUUCUGAGCUUGUUGUCUCAAGAGAAGCUAGGGUACGGGAGCUUGUACAGGUUCUGCUCAGACUCAUUGCCUCGGAACUAGGACUGCAACGUCUAACGUAACGAUGAGUGGUGUAAUCCUCCCUUAUAUUAUUUUUAUUGCAUAGAAUUAUAGAGUUUUGCUGGUAAAUUUUCCCUUUUUGCUUCUACAUUGCGACGGGCAAUUUUGUGCUUACGAGAAAGGUUGUAUAUGUAACAUUUUGUUGGGAAAUAUGGUGGUUCGUUUUAGUCAGCAGGUAGAUAGCUUCUUUUUUGUUAUAUUUUGACGUAGAUCACUCCUGUAAAUUAUGCCAAUUCCUUGUACUCUGUAUCUGAAUUGAGUUUGUAAUUUUAACACACAUGGUGCGCAUGAGGUGCAAGCAUGCGGGCAGCUGGAAAUUCGAUGUAUAUUUUGUUCGUAUGUGU